AUGGAGGUACUCAUAGACUCGGAGAUAACUCUAAAUGGAUAUGUGUUCGAUAUAAUGGAGAAACAGCGCACCUGGUACACCGUAGGGACUCAGGUGGCAGACCUGACAGCAGAUCAGCUGUGUGACAUAUUGCACUUCAAUGCUGCCACCACAGCCACUACACACUCCCCUUAUCCUCCAGGGAUGUCAUGUACGCUUAUGUACAUGGUGGAUGCACAAUCGCUACAAGGGCCUCACGAGAAGCGGCUACUCCACAACCUCCUCGACCACUACAACGUCCUAGAACGUCCUGUCGCCAACGAGUCAGACCCUCUUCAACUCAGUUUUGGACUUACCCUCAUGCAGAUUAUAGACGUGGACGAAAAGAAUCAAAUAGUAACCACAAACGCGUGGUUAAACUUGGAGUGGAAUGACGUCAACCUAAGAUGGAACUCGACAGAGUACGGGGGGGUAAAGGAUCUGCGGAUACCCCCUCACCGGAUAUGGAAGCCGGAUGUCCUUAUGUACAACAGUGCUGACGAAGGGUUCGACGGGACGUACCCCACCAACGUAGUAGUCAGAAACAACGGCAGCUGCCUGUACGUACCGCCGGGAAUCUUCAAGAGCACGUGCAAGAUAGACAUUACGUGGUUCCCCUUUGAUGACCAGAAGUGUGAAAUGAAGUUCGGUAGCUGGACCUAUGACGGAUUCCAGCUGGACCUGCAGUUACAAGACGACGGAGGGGGGGACAUAAGCAGCUUCAUCACUAACGGAGAGUGGGAUCUGUUAGGUGUUCCCGGAAAACGGAACGAAAUUUACUACAAUUGCUGUCCCGAACCCUACAUUGAUAUCACCUUUAUCAUUAUGAUUAGAAGAAGGACCCUCUACUACUUUUUCAACUUAAUAGUCCCGUGCGUUCUCAUCGCCUCAAUGGCCGUUCUAGGGUUUACGCUGCCACCGGACUCUGGCGAAAAACUAUCAUUAGGUGUCACGAUUCUCCUGUCCUUGACGGUAUUUCUUAACAUGGUUGCGGAGACUAUGCCAGCCACCUCAGACGCCGUUCCUCUGCUAGGUACCUAUUUUAACUGUAUCAUGUUCAUGGUGGCCUCGUCCGUCGUUUCGACCAUCCUCAUCCUCAACUAUCACCACAGGAACGCGGACACCCACGAGAUGUCGCCCUGGAUCAAGUCGCUGUUCCUGCACUGGCUGCCCUGUAUCCUGCGGAUGUCGCGCCCAGGAGGCGGCACCGGCGGAGAUAACGUCUCCGACAGUCGGAAGUCGCUGCAGCUGCGCGAGCUGGAGUUGAAGGAACGGUCUUCCAAGAGCCUGUUGGCCAACGUUCUGGACAUCGACGACGACUUCAGGCACGGCACUCUGCAGUCUUCCAGUCACACCUUCCUGCGAGGGCACGAGGACGGCGGGGGUGUCCUACACUCCUGCCUGGGGCCACACCGCGAGCUCACGCUCAUCCUCAAGGAGCUGCGGGUCAUCACGGACAAGUUGCGGAAGGAGGACGAGGCGGCGGAAGUGACCAACGACUGGAAGUUCGCCGCGAUGGUGGUGGACCGUCUCUGCCUCAUCAUCUUCACUCUGUUCACGGUGAUAGCCACCAUAGCCGUUCUGUUCUCCGCACCGCACAUAAUCGUCACGUAAUCCUUCCGACUGCCGGCCACCCCCGACGUCUGCGGGACUGACCACAUAUCAUCAGGAGUGACGGGGGGGAGCUGUCGGAUACUAGAAAGUGCCCUUAGGUGGGCUCUCGUGGGAGGGGAGUGGGCAGUCGGUCUCCGCACUUACCGAGUGUACAUAACGGGUAAACGCAUUAAUAAAUUACUUUGUUCAGACAAAUAUCGUCGAAACUUUUUACUAAUAGUAAUUGUACAUUAGUAACCGUAAUAAGAGACAUCAUAAUAAAAUGUAACUAACUACUAGUGUAUUUCCCCAUAACGAAUUUAUUGAGAGAGUGGCUCACAUGUAAGAUGCCACGUUGUUAAAACUUUUGUAAUCCGAAGUGGGAGAGUACCGAGUAUUGGACAGUAGUGGUUAGAUUUCGUAAACCCAUAUUUAUUAAAACUGUUAUAAAGUACUUUAAAUAUAUUCGUAAUUUUAAAUGUAUUUUGAUUCUUAGGAUAAUAAGUCGAGUUGAAAGUGGCCCUUGUUCUUUGUACAAACAAAUGUCCUUUUUUAUUUUAUUUGGGUAUCUUAAGUUCCAUACAAACAUCUUUUAGUUAGAUUAAGCACAGUUUGAAUGACAACGUUCAUGUAUUAUGCUGAAAUGACACGAACUUUAAAUCAUAAAUCAUAUACAUAAAUUGUUUUGUGCAUCAAAACCAAAUGUAUCUGUUAAGUUUUUAUAUCUUGAUCAUAAAAAUAAGUCAUACUUUAGUUCUCUUUCCUAUUUCCACAUUAAGUUAUAGCAGUCACUUAAAUUAUCCAAGUGAUGGGCUCAACUCACAACAAAGUCACGGACACUCGAUGUAUUGUUUAAGCAGUAGGUAGUUUUAACACGUGUUCUUAAAUUCGUUCCCUCUAAUGUUGAAAAAGGACGAUUAAUCAGUUUUUUGCUUGUACAAAGAAACAAGAGGGCGCUUCAUAAAAAUUUCUAUAAUAUAUUGCUCGUGCCUACAUUUGUUACGCUCAUCGAGGCGCUGUUACCAAACUGUGUAAGUGUGAUCAGAGGGAAGAGUAAAAAUAGUUAAACUGUCUGUGUACAGCAAGUGUGUGUACAGCACAUGUUGUUUUAUACCAUACAUUACAAUGUUGUUCCGCCAGUUGUAGUCAAUCUGUUGGUAAGCUUAUUGACUUUGCGGUAACCGACAAACAUCUUUUGGUUUUGUACAUCCGACGUGCCAAAUUUGCAUUUAAUUUAACAGCUCGUCGUAUCGAUGUUUUUCCAUGUUUAUUUUCGCGGUUCAGCUAAAUCGUUUAAUUUACCAACUUUUAGUGAAACAAUAACGUAAACAAUAAUGUGAUGCGUUAGUUAAAAAGGUAAAACUAUUUUAGUUAAAUAUCCGUAUUGACAUCAGAAGUGUCCUUAAACGUUUAUUGCUGUUGUAUUGUUUAUUGUGUACCUAAGGCACGCUAAAUUCUUAAAAGCUGGUUUUGGUAAAUGAAAAGAUAAUAUUGUUACCUUCAAGCUUUAUGUGUUGUUCAAUUUAAUUGAUUUUUACCAAAGUGGAUAAGUACCACUCUAAAAACGAACAAAACAUUUUUUCAUCGACAAAAACCACUUAACAAUUUCAAAUUAUUUAAAACAAGAAUUGACCGCACAAGUUUCUAAUCUUACCACACCAAGCUCUUUUGUAAAUAUUUAGUUGUGCGUGGAUCAAAAAUUGAGUAGUGUAGAAGCAAACCCAUAUGCUGCCGGGUUCUUCUAAUUUUCCCGAUAAUUUAACAUUCUCAUUGAAAUACGCGAAUAACGUGUGUACUUUGUUCCUUUAUUUAUCUAUGUACAGUGUUUAUUUUUGUUUACAAUAACUGCUCUUUAAUUUAUAACAGUAUAGCUUUUCGGUUAAAAAGUGUUUUAUAUGUAUUUUUUAGAAGAUUUAAAGUAUGGAAAUUGUCAUAUUGCACCAAAAUAGUUCCAGAUUGUACUACUUUUCAUUUUGAAGAAUGUAUACAUAAAUAUUUGUUAUGAACCAACUGAAUAUUUUUAACUAACACGAUUGUAUUACUGUACAUCAUAAUUUAAACUAGUUUACGACUUUAUCCCGAAGCUUGGCAAUGAGAAUGAACCUUAGCUUAUAAACCACCAUAAACCUGUCAAUAGCUUUAUAGCUUAGAUAUAUGUACAAACAUUUUCUUAAUAGACUUUUAGAUUCAUUCUUCUAACUAAAGGUUUCACUAAUUUUUAAAUUUCUCUGGUACAUAAGGAGCACAUGACCUAUAUUGUAUUGUAUGUAAAUAUCAAUCUGUAUGUGUUUACGUUAGAUUCUAAGUAAUACCAGAUACGUACAUUUAAUUCAAAACACCUGUCAGAAAGGUUGGCUUGUUUUCUUUCAUUGAUUAAAAGUACGUUUUUGUAACUGCUACAUUAACCACAUUUAACUUUCUUCGUAUUAUUCAGCGUUUGUACUUUACAAUAUCGUCUAAAGUCACGCUCACGACUGCUUUGAAAUAACCAAAUAAGCCAACCUCAGCUCGUUUCCGAUAUCAUUUAAAUUAUUGUUUUAAUCUAAAUGAGUUGAUUUCCCGAUGGUCGAGCAUCUCAGAUUGCUCCAACUCGAACACCCAUCACAUAUUGUAACCAUCUUGUCGUUUGGAACAGAAGACCGUAUACAGGACUCAUGUGUUUGGAACCUUAACCUAUUUAUGCCCCAGACAAUCUGUACAUACAUGUGUACAUGUAUGUGUAUUUGUACAUGCUGUACUUUUUUGUGGUUGUUAGAAAAUCUGGUACUAAGGGCUUCAUGUUUCUGCUGGCGAUCCCCCAGGCAACCCUUAUCCUAGUUGUCAUACCUCGAUUGGAAUAGCUCUUCGGACUGUUCUGCCAGCCAUGUUUAUUGCACCAAUGUUGAAUUAAAAAUAUUCAUAUUCCAUUGUGUUUAUUUCACACAUUUUACAGUUCACGUUAGAUUCCCUCCAUCGCUUCUGUGACAAUAUUUGCAACUCACCCCGGCUUCGCCACGAACUGAACGAAUGUGAACGAAUCCAAAACCUGUUAUUGAUAUUUUUAUUUUUACUGCCCUUUUAUUGAGACCUUAAUUUUGCUUAUUCUUGCUAGAAAUUCACUCAUGGAAUCACUUUCGAUCCUCGGACCCGUAUAUGAAUAGCAAUACAAUACUCCAGCUAAAGCUAAGUAUUAGCAAUACGCUCGUUUACUAAGCCAUCAAUAUCUCUAAAUGUGCCCCUGUUGCCAUGUGCGUGUGAGAGUUUAUAUAAUUCUUGUUGAAAAGUAUCAAGAGUAAAAUAGAUGUUGAAUUUCACUGCCACUCAUGAUUGUUUUUGUAAGACAAUAACAAUGUUUAUUAGAUUAUUAUUUCAAAGUCUAAAUUUCCUUUUAUGGCACACACUACGUCACUAUGUAUUCUCGUAUUAGCAAUGGAAUUUGUAACUUAUUCAGAUCCAUAACUCAUUUAGCUAACGGACCUAAUUACUAUUUAAGAACUUAGAAUGAUCCAUUUAUAAAUACUACUUACAAACUUUGUACACUCAAGGGCUCAAUUCCCAUUCUUAGUAAAUACAGUAAUACCAAUAAAACUUUAUCGCCUGAAUUACUUUAUAUGAACGUUAAUGGGCUUGUAAACUCCAGUCUGCACUAUUUCUCUUGUUAUGGAUUAUAAAUGUUGUUUAUUUGGCUAUGUAUGAAACACUAAGUACAUGUGAAUUUCCAAACUAAACAAGUAUUACAAAACUAAUGUUUUGGGCCUCACUAUUUUUUUUUAUUGAACUCUACCACUCAACAUUCAUACACAUCUAAUCUUGAUAGGCUAAAUUACUUUUUUAAUUUUGGGUCAAUAACUAUAAAUUUAACAUCAAUGUCGAAGAAGGCCUUAUUUUACCAGUUGAAUUUAGGGCUAAAAAGCCCUCUCUAACACUUAACAACCACCAUCAAUGGACAGGCAAACGGGCUGCUUGCAAGGACAGGAUCGCUCAGCGGUCACUCAUCCAAGCCAGCCACGCUUGACGUUGCUUGAUUUGGUUACUUGCAAUAACCGCCGGCGCGCCGUACCCGCUACACUGCGCCAUUGGCGAGUUAUUGUUUGUAAAAAUACCAAGCAAACUCACUUUUAAUUUAUCCCAUUUUAGAAAUUUAAAUUUUUCUUACAACAGUAAAUGAAUUACACAAAAGAACAACAGAAAGUUUAACUCAAUCUAAUAUGAAUUAAAUCCCUUCCUUACACCUAACAGGAAUAAGGAAAAUUAACACGUUACCUAAGAAAUGUGUUAUAAAAAUUAUUCAAAUCACAUUCUUCACUAUUUCAAAAUUUGUUGCAAGAAGAAACCCGUGUAUAUUUUCGGCGUAUUAUAUUUUCUAUAGUCAUUAAUUAAGAAAUCAAUCUCGUAUAUAAAUAAUGUUCACGUAAUAUUUAGAUGAUACAAAAAUGUGUUACCUAUAAAAAUUUAAUAUCUUUUUGGGGAAAUUGUUUUAUUAUAAAUUUAUUACUUAUAUAAAUAUAUCUUUUCCAUGAAACCUAUUAUAUACUUAGUUAAAUUGUAGGCCAUAAAACAAAAUAAAUGCUUUACUCACCAUUGUUCAAAAAUUGUAUAAAUUAAAACAGUACAUUUACUUACACGUUAUUGACAUAAUCUCACACAAUUAAACGUAUCUUACACUAAUUGAUUCUAAAUUUUACUAUCUCAAGUGAGGUGAGAUUCCUUUUGCCCUUAAUGAAAUUACAUUAAAAAUCUAGUUAUUGAUAGCAAAUUUUACCGUAAAGAAUAAGUGUAAUUUACAAGCUCACCCGGAAUUCCGAUGUUUCGGUUCAGUGACAGUUUCUUCCAAAUCAAACCCUGUUUUGUUCAAAAACAUGUUUUAGUUAUGUUGUUAGUUCAAAGACCACGUCAUGUUACCUAUGAUUUACCUGUACAUUUUACAAUAACAAAACGCACACAAGCUCUUGUUACGAAAACUCAAUUAAUCUCAGCACUUAGACAGUAACCGAACUACUAGAAAAGAUUUGUAGGGUAGUUUCCUCAGACUUUCAAUCACAGACAUCGCAUGUUAUUAAACCACUGUCAUGAAUGCAGCACUUAAAACUGGUUUAAUUCCUUCAUAUAAUACGAAUUUAAGUAAAAGUCAGUUUUCAGUUUCUCUAGAACUUUAAAACUCGGUUUGACGUAUAUCCGUUAAGUACCACAAGUGUUUACGUUCACUUGAACAAUAACUUAUAUAUUGGUGUGUGUUUCCUUACAUCUAAUUUUCUGACCAUUAUUUACUUUAUCCUUGAAACUGUUCUGGAAACUGACUUUUCCCUAUGUUAGUAAUUAAAUGGUAAUAAAAGUAUUUGUCAUACAAUUUAUGUCUCAUUGCUUUUUUAAUUCAUACUUACCAAUUUCUUGUAAAAAUGUAUGUAAAGUUUAAAGCUUAAUAAUUUUUCCUUCCAAGAUAUUAACCAUUGUUAAGGUCUGUUGACUCUGAUUCCUAACUCUUGACGUUUGUUAAGCGUAUCUCACUCGCUAUUCCGUUUGCUAAGGAGUGUUUGUUCGUUUGUUUGUUUUGUCAGUGUGUGGUUGUGAGCUUUGCGCGUUGUACAUAGCUGUAGGAAAACACAUCAGACGGCUGUCGGGGGGGGUCCGGGGCCCGGAAUACGGCGGUGACCCCCCCUUCUGUAAUAUAGUCUUUUCUUGGUUAUCCUGUAAUUUUACAAAAUUUUAAAACUUUGAUAUAAUUUAUUCAGUUGUCCACUUUGUAUGUGUUAUAGGUAGUAUUUUAUAUUAGACUGUUAACGUCGCUCGCGUCGACUCUAAGUACUAUAUUAAAUUGUGAUAUCAAUAGUGACUUUAUACCUAAUUUGUUUAUAGUGUUGUACUGAGGUUGUGAACCGUCUCUCGCUCAUUGAUUGCGAACGCGACCGCGAUCUGAUCGCGACUUGGCGUCAACUACAGACGUUACUGCAUGUCCUUCUCUAUAGCUUAUGUGUGUGAGAGAAUGGGGGAGUGGGUGAUUUCGUAUAUCGUAUACACCUACACAUUGUUGCUCAUAGCAUUAGAGUUUAAAUAUAUCAUUAUUAAACUGUGAAUAACUAAAAUUGAUAUAAUGAAAUUUUAAUAAAAUACUGUUAUAAUAAUAAACUGGUUAA
Messenger RNA from Homalodisca vitripennis (glassy-winged sharpshooter), 7721 nucleotides. RefSeq names its product neuronal acetylcholine receptor subunit alpha-7-like. Gene Ontology annotation, biological process: signal transduction; regulation of membrane potential; nervous system process. The record is from RefSeq and is a predicted model, not a curated record. The transcript is spliced from 11 exons. Gene Ontology annotation, molecular function: transmembrane signaling receptor activity; acetylcholine-gated monoatomic cation-selective channel activity. Bases 1 to 1632 code for a protein of 543 amino acids. NCBI's taxonomy places the organism in Eukaryota, Metazoa, Arthropoda, Insecta, Hemiptera, Cicadellidae. Gene Ontology annotation, cellular component: synapse; postsynaptic membrane; neuron projection.